CCCGCCCCGCCCGGUGGUGCGCGGUGGUCGGCGCUGCGAGGCCCCGCGACGAGGAUGCCACACACAACCCAGCUGUACCAGCAUGUGCCGGAGACAAAACUGCCCAUCGUGUACUCGCCCCGCUACAACAUAACCUUCCUGGGCCUGGAGAAGCUGCAUCCCUUUGAUGCGGGGAAAUGGGGCAAGGUGAUCAGCUUCCUGAAAGAGGAGAACCUUGUGUCCGACUGUGUGCUGGUGGAGGCACGGGAGGCCUCCGAGGAGGACCUGCUGGUGGUGCACACGAGGCGGUAUCUCAACGAGCUGAAGUGGUCCUUUGCUGUCGCCACCAUCACCGAGAUCCCCCCGCUCAUCCUUCUGCCCAACUUCCUGGUGCAGAGGAAGGUGCUGAAGCCCCUUCGGACCCAGACCGGAGGGACCGUGAUGGCGGGGAAGCUGGCUGUGGAGCGAGGCUGGGCCAUCAACGUGGGUGGCGGCUUCCAUCACUGCUCCAGCGACCGGGGCGGGGGCUUCUGCGCCUACGCGGACAUCACGCUGGCCAUCAAGUUUCUGUUUGAGCGCGUGGAGGGCAUCUCCAGGGCCACCAUCGUUGAUCUCGAUGCCCAUCAGGGCAACGGGCACGAACGGGACUUCAUGGGCGACCAGCGCGUGUACAUCAUGGACGUCUACAACCGGCACAUCUACCCUGGGGACCGCUUUGCCAAGCAGGCCAUCAGGCGGAAGGUGGAGCUGGAGUGGGGCACAGAGGAUGACGAGUACCUGGGCAAGGUGGAGAGGAACCUCGAGAGGGCUCUCCAGGAGCACCCGCCCGACGUGAUGGUCUACAACGCCGGCACCGACAUCCUCGAGGGUGACCGCCUCGGGGGCCUGUCCGUCAGUCCACAGGGCAUCGUGAAGCGGGACGAGCUGGUGUUCCGAGUGGCCCGCGGCCGCCGGGUGCCCAUCCUCAUGGUGACCUCGGGCGGGUACCAGAAGCGCACGGCCCGCAUUAUUGCCGACUCCAUCCUGAACCUGUUUGACCUGGGGCUCAUCGGGCCUAAGCCCCCCAGCACCUCAGCACAGGACUCAGACACGUGUCUGCUGUCCCAGGAGGUACCCUGACCGCAGUGCCCCCGCCCCCCAGCGCUUCUCCUUUUCUAACCACACGGGGUGCUGGGGGCCUGGGGCUCGUCUGCCCGGCCUGCUCUAGGGGCCUGGCAGGCAGCCCCUCCGCUCGCCCCCCUGGGUGUUGGAGGGUCUCCAGGCCACUCGGGUGGGCAGAAGGCAUCUCCGGGAAGCCAGCAUGCGGGUCAGUGGCAGGUCUGGCCAGGCCCUGGGGGAGCAGGCGGUUCGCCCAAGGAGAGAGGCCGGCAGGUGCGGCUCUGGAGCUGCAGGGAGGCCCCAGGGGUCAGGGUGCUCCGGUCUAACAACCAGCCAGGAGGCUCUGUCUCCUCGAUGGUUGGCCCCCCUUCUCUGAGGUUCUGUGACCUGAGGAGCUGGGCAGCCUCGAGGGGGCGCUGAGAGCUGGGGUGGAGCCUUGGCCCUGGUGUGAGCAGUGGCAGGGGGGCCCGGGUGUUCCCACCUGGCAUUCCCCAGUAACGGCUGGGCCCGUGGAACCCCCAGUCCCUGUGUCCGCCCGUCUCACCUGCGGGGAGAAGGGCCCUUUGGGGAAGAGGGCUUGGCUCAGGGCCUCAGUGCUGGAGGCUAAUCGGCCGCUGACCCUGUGGUGGGGGCAGACGAAGGUGAGCAGGUGGGCAGCCUUGGGCUGACAGACGGGGCAGGUGGCCAAGCCGGCCCUGCAGGAACUGAGGCCCCGGGCGGGAGCCCUGGGAGGCCAGGCUAGGGCUUCAGGAGGGAGCUGUGAGGGAGGGGGCUGGGCAGCGCCCGGGCAGCCUCACCCAAAGUCCCUGGGGCCCUGGUCACACUGUGUCCGGUCCCGAGCGGGCCCUGACCUGCCCUCAGCUCUACUCUGAAGGGGACACGAAGGCCCCCAGAAAGCAGGGCUGAAGGAGAACCCACUGCUCCAUGGCCUGGUGUUCUCAGGGGACAGACAAGGGGCUGGAGGGGUCCCUGGGUCCCUGGGCCACCUACCAGAUGCGCGUUCAUUACCAUCGGGGUGCUCCCGCCUCCCCCUUCCCCUCCUGCUCCCUCCCACCCCCUCUGACUGAGCGGGCUGGGGCGGGGUAAAAGCUCCAAGACCGUGAACGGAGAAUGCUGACCUGGACAAGACCUGAGGCACUAACCACGCACUGAGCCCCGCCCGCCUUCGUGGUCCGUCUGCCCCGAGGUCACUGCCUUCACCCCGCGCGGCUGGUGGCACCUGGGUGAGGCCGGGCGGCACUGCUGAGCUGUCUGUGCAGAGCCGCAGGCUGGUCCCUGUGUCCUCGAUGUGGAGUAAAGGGAAUGGACGGGCGCGCACCCUGAGGCUUCGUGGGAGCUGUCCGGGGAAGGCAGCAUCACUGUGUCCUCCGCGUCCCACGAAGGGGGUCACUCCCGCCCCGUAGACGAGACAGCUGGCCCAGCCGGCAGUGCCGCCGACAGCACGCCUG
Molossus molossus (Pallas's mastiff bat) is the source of this 2525-nucleotide messenger RNA. It is a transcript of the gene HDAC11, whose product is annotated as histone deacetylase 11. Gene Ontology annotation, molecular function: histone deacetylase activity. NCBI's taxonomy places the organism in Eukaryota, Metazoa, Chordata, Mammalia, Chiroptera, Molossidae. The record is from RefSeq and is a predicted model, not a curated record. The transcript has 10 exons. The coding region runs from base 55 to 1098 and encodes 347 amino acids.